This is a messenger RNA of Nezara viridula (southern green stink bug), 2305 nucleotides long. The record is from the annotation of a GenBank genome assembly. Lineage: Eukaryota; Metazoa; Arthropoda; Insecta; Hemiptera; Pentatomidae.
AAAAUCGAUGUAUUCAUACUCUAGUCUAAAUUGUUUAGUUAUUACUUCGAUUCACCUUAAAAGUGAAGUUUGACAGGUUCGGACGUGUUCGAGGUUUAAUUAUUUACUUCAGUUGUGUCAAUUGAAUUGAUGUCAAGAAAGAAGCGUAAGAGGGUUCUAGUAGAAUAACCAAAGAUUUAAAUGUCUAUUGUAAGUACGAAAAAGGAGUGUAAUACUCCCUCUGGAUCCUCUCAAAAAGUUGUAAGAUUUAAGUUAAAUUAUAACUUGAAGUCAUCACUCCUAAGGUUCGCAAAUGAUAAGGACAGUAAUUUAUAUGAAGAGUUAUUAUGUCAUAUUAGAGAUGUGGGACAAGAAAUUAGGGAUGAUGAUUUAACUCAACUACUAAGAGAAGCAAGAGGUUGCAUAUCGAUCAUUGACGGGAAUUUUAGGCUUUUUGUCCAAGUUGUCUUGAUUUUACGAUGGACUCAACGUUCAGAAGAAGUCAUUCAAGAAUAUCAAGGGUUUUUACAGGAUUUGUGCUCUGCACACAAUUAUUAUACAAAGGUAGUUAUCGAUCACCUAACGACUUCCUUUAAAUCAGAUCAGUAUGACUGGAUUGACAACUUCCCAUCUGACAAAAGCGUAAAAUGUUUCAACAAUUUACACCAAGUUAUUCAAUCUAUUUUGGCCGUCAUCCCUAUGUCAAGAGAAUUGCUUUUAAGCUCAGUCAAAAACAACUUUCCCUAUCUGAAAAAACCUGCCAAGGAACAUCAGUGCUAUGUUUAUAAUGUUCUACAAAUUUCUCAAUAUGAACCUUCUAUUCGUUUUGAAUUAUUAACUGCCAUCAUAAACAAGCUUAUUACAUUAGAUGUUCAUUCACCAAGAACAGAGCUUGAACAUGAAGAAGAUGAUAAAAUGGAAGUUGAUGGAGUUUUCCCACUUGAUAAAGUUUCAUCUGAUUCUGAAUCCUCAGUAGCUGAAAGUUUAGAUUUAAGCCUCCUAUUAGUUUUUAAAUAUCUAAUGUUGGAAUGUCAUAACGAUGAUGGAACUCUUUUAUGGGAUAAAACAAAGUCAUUUUAUUCUGAUUUAUCUAAAAUUUUUGAAGAUGUCAUACUUCCUACUCAUGCUACACAUCAUGUACAGUUUUUAAUAUUUUAUUUUCUCAGUUUUAAAAAACCAACUCUAGGUAGCAAUUUCCUGCAAAUGUUAUGGAAAAAAGUAUCAAAUGCAAAUGUUCCUCCAGUUAUUCGACAAGCUUCGGUGUGCUAUAUAGCUAGCAUUCUUACCAGAGCUAAAUAUAUUUCACUUUUAGUUGUCAAGGACUUGGUUUCAGAAAUGGCUAACUGGCUACAUUCUUACAUAGAUAAUCAUGAUGGGUCCAGCGGAUGUCAAGAUAAUAGGAUUCAUAGCGUCUUCUAUACUACAUGCCAGGCUUUGUUUUACAUAAUAGCAUUUAGACACAAAGAUUUAGUGGAAAAUAAGGGUUUGCUGCAUCUUCAAAAUCUUGGCCUCUCAAAAAUUGUCACAUGUCGAUUAAACCCUUUACGAUAUUGCCUUCCUGUAGUUGUUUCAAAUUUUGCUUCUAUCGCAAGGUCUUAUCAGUUGGCAUAUUGUUAUGCUAUAAUUGAAAGAAAUUCUAGAAACGUAUUGCCUGUUGAGUACAGGGACUCAGCAGGCUGUAUGUCUGGUCUUACAAAGGUCCAUUUUGACACAUUCUUCCCUUUUGAUCCUUAUCUUUUGAAAAAGUCUAAAGUAUAUAUCGACCCAAUUUAUCGAGAGUAUUGUGGACCUCCUGAAACUCAAUUAGUGGCUAAUUCAUCUUCUAAAGAUGAGGACGAUGAUGACUUUUUGGAUACAACGAUAGAACAUCAAUCUACACGUGAUAUUUUUUCAUAUGGUACUUCACCUGGUUUUCUUCAUCAUUAAGAUAUCAUUCUGACAAGUACUUUGUCAUAUAUGAUUUUGACCAAAUUAAGUAUUUGUUGUUUUAAUGUAAAAAGUAAUUAAGGUCAUCAGAUCCCAAAUAUGAAAAAAGAACCAUAAUAAAAAAAAAAUGUUGAACUGGCGUUAUGACUGAUUCUUAUGCCAGAAGUAAAGUGUUAUGUUUGUAUUUAUAUGUAAUGUAUGUAAAAAGGCUGUGUUGUUAUUUUAAAUAUAUUUUGUUUUAUUUAUUUUUUGUAAUAAAAGUCGCAACUUUUUUUUGUUAUACUAUCGUUAUUAUUAAAUUCAAACAUUAACAUUACCUUUACAAAUGGUUUUUCUUGUUAUUUUUAAUAAGAAAACAGUAUUCUGUAGCUGAGAAAUUAAAUUUCUUCUACACCGAUAA